GACGGAGGCGGCCAUGAGUGACGUCAAGAACGUGGGAGUGAUCGGACUCGGAGUGAUGGGACAGCGCAUGCUGCAACUGCUGUACAAGCAGCCAACUCUUCGUGCGACCUAUGUCUGGGAUGCGAACCCGUCAGCUGUCCAGGCCACUCUUGAAAAGUACCCCGAACUCAAAGCCGCUUCCAGCGCAUCCGACCUCAUUCAACAGCAAGGUCUGCACUCGCUGUACAUCGCCACCCCUCCUGCAGCUCACAUUGACCUGACAAACGAAGCGUUGGACCGCGGCUUGGCUGUGCUGUGUGAGAAGCCAUUGAGCACGGAUGGCGCUGUGGCCAAGGAGUGCGUUGCACGCAUCGCAGCUUCCAGUGCUCGCACGGGCGUCAACUUUCCUCUCGCUACGGCGCAAGGCCUUUCCCUGGCUGAAUCUCUCUUCGGUGACAACAAACCCCUUGGCGCUCUCCACAACGUUUCCAUCUCUGCUUCCUGGAUGCAGUGGCCGCGUCCGUGGCAACAAGGUGCUGGACGUUGGCUGGCUGAACGCCAAGAAGGUGGGUUCACCCGGGAGGUUCUGUCGCACUUCGUCUUCGCCCUUCAACGAGUCGUGGGUCCCCUUACGUUGAUCCACAGCGCUGCCACGUAUCCCGAGGAAUCGAAUCUGGCGGAAACGGACCUGAAUGCCCGCUUGAGCGCUACACGCGACGGCCAUGCCAUAUCCGUGCAAGUUGAAGGCCAUGUGCGUGGCGACAUUCCAUGCUACAACCAAGUUCGAUGGGAAGGCACUAAGGGAACGUUGGUGCUGGGCCGAUGGUUCAGUGAAAUCCAAGUACUGCUUGCCGACGGCAGCGACUUUCCUGUUGAAGAGAAGGACCGCGACGAUGUCGACUUGGCGACGCAUUGGGCCGCGCUCGUCGACGGCAAGCCUAACACGUUGUCAAGUUAUGCGGAAGCGCUGGGAGUGCAGGAGGUCAUUGAAGCGAUGCUGGAGGGCAAGAAUGAAGCCAGCCUUGGCUCGAACGACUGCAUCGCUUAGUCGAUGAUGCGAUACAUGUUUCAAUUCCAAUCGUUGUUUUCCA
This is a messenger RNA of Aphanomyces invadans, 1070 nucleotides long. RefSeq lists its product as hypothetical. NCBI's taxonomy places the organism in Eukaryota, Oomycota, Saprolegniomycetes, Saprolegniales, Verrucalvaceae. The record is from RefSeq and is a predicted model, not a curated record. Gene Ontology annotation, molecular function: nucleotide binding. The transcript has a single exon. Bases 14 to 1027 code for a protein of 337 amino acids.